Prorocentrum cordatum is the source of this 232-nucleotide messenger RNA. Lineage: Eukaryota; Dinophyceae; Prorocentrales; Prorocentraceae. The record is from the annotation of a GenBank genome assembly.
GUGCGCUGUCGCCACAUCCUCGUGCGCCACGCGGCCUGCAAGCAGCCGCAGGACCCGGUCCGCGGCAUGCGCGUGAGCCGCGCGCAGGGGCAGGCGGAGGCGAAGUUGCUGGAGGUGCUCGCCGACCUCGGCGCGGCGGCCCCCGCGUCCGACGGCAAGGGGGCGGCGGCGCUGCAGGCCGCCUUCACCGCGCAGGUCCGCGCCGUGUCGGAGUGCACGUCCUCACUGAAAG